Molecule: messenger RNA, 3489 nt
Organism: Mya arenaria
Lineage: Eukaryota; Metazoa; Mollusca; Bivalvia; Myida; Myidae
Product: PDF receptor-like
Exons: 12
Coding region: 96-1493 (465 amino acids)
Biological process (GO): adenylate cyclase-modulating G protein-coupled receptor signaling pathway; cell surface receptor signaling pathway
Cellular component (GO): plasma membrane
Molecular function (GO): G protein-coupled peptide receptor activity
Source: RefSeq, a predicted model, not a curated record
AUGAAGGCUGUUAAAAUAUGGGAAUCUUUAAGACUUCGAUCUUAACAUAAAAGUGUUCAAUGUUUUCUUGAAAUGGAUGCUGUAAAUUAUAAAUAAUGGAAAAGGAACAGGAACACAACGAAUAUUGUCCUUUGGAAUAUACGUAUAACACAACAGAUGGCCUCUACUGCAAUGCGACAUGGGACACGAUAUUGUGUUGGCCUGCGGCCCGGGCGGGAGUCACAAUUCGCCUUCCAUGUCCACCACUCCCGGGCCUCGAUCCGGAUAAGUUUGGUUAUCGGACAUGCGGGCCGGAGGGACGAUGGGAGGGCAAGUUCCCGGGUGACUACAGCUUGCCCCGGGGAUACACGAACUACACAAACUGUUACACGCCUGAAACACUCGACCUCUACAAAAAGUUUUUUCUCAACAAAUCACCCGCUCAAAAACAGAUGAUGAAAGACGUUUUAAAUGCUACAAGGACGAUGGAAGUCGUCGGAUUAUGGCUGUCUCUUGUUUCAUCCCUUAUUUCAUUAUUCAUAUUUUGCUACUUUAGGAGCCUAAGAUGUCAUCGAACUCGGAUACAUCGAAAUCUUUUUCUGUCCAUCAUUGUUCAGGUCUUCAUACGUCUCAUCGUGUACGUGGACCAGUUCGUAGCUCGCAUGCAGGGAGGCGAGAUUGGCGGCACAUCUAGUGGCUCGAGUGGAGCGAUUUAUGACACGCCGGUGCUCUGUGAGAUCCUAUACUCACUAGUAGAAUACACGAAGACUGUCUCUUUCAUGUGGAUGUUGAUUGAAGGCAUGUAUCUCCACAACCAGAUAGCUGUCUCAGUCUUCUCCAAGAAACCAAACUACGUCGUCUUUUAUGCAAUGGGUUGGGGCCUUCCAAUCCCAGUAACGGUGGCAUGGUGUAUAACGCUGGCGUUCACUUAUAAAAGAAAAUGCUGGUAUGCGUAUUAUUUUCUCCCUACAAUUUGGAUUAUAGAAGUUCCGAGGAUACUAAUUAUAGCGAUCAACCUACUGUUUCUAUUGAACAUCAUACGAGUCCUGGUUUUAAAACUGCAAAACAGCCACACAAACGAGGCUCAAUAUAUAAAAGUCAGGAAAGCGAUCAAAGCCGCCUUGUUCCUUCUACCAUUACUGGGUAUUACAAAUUUCCUCGUAAUGAUCGAGCCUGACAAGGAACCGGUGAAGUUCGCUAUCUGGUCAUUCACAUCACAUUUCCUCACUACUUUCCAAGGGUUCAUCAUCUCACUUCUUUACUGCUUCUUGAACGGCGAGGUUCAAAUCACGCUGAAAAAGCGCUGGGAUCGAUUUAGGCAGCGUCGAAUGGUGCAUAAUUCUAGCUUUAGGCGCCUGAGCAGAUCAUUUUCUGUAUUUACCUCCCUUACCGAGGUACCUCAUUCAGCCAAUCAGAAUCGUGCACAAAGCACAACGUCUAAUGCUUCUUCGUUAAAUGGUCAUGGUGUACCAUUGUUAAGAGACAUCAUGGCGAGGCAAGAAUCCGGAGUGUAACCUCAAUGGUGAAAGACAAUAGUAUAACGCUGUCAGACAAAUAGAACAUUUCGUUUCGAAGAAAUGGAAAGGCCAAAAUUGAUAUGAUUACUUUCAUGUUAGUUGUUGUCAAAUGGAACAAAAUUGAGAAGGCGCUUUCAAAACAUAUGUGGAUUGUCUUCAUACGAGUAUUCAAUGCCACUAUGUUAUGGAUCUAAAUGUUCAACAUUUUAGGAGAUGGUAUCGUGUUAAAGCAUAAUAGUUUUUACUAGAAAGCCAAGAACUCUUUAAAAUAGUAGAUAUGUAUGUGUAUUUGAAACUUGUCUCAAAAUGCAAUGUACAAGCAAUGUAAAAUUGCAUUUUGCUUCUUGAUGAACAUUGGUAAACAGAUUCAAUUUAGAUUUGAAACGUUUUAAAGGUGUUUUAAAUGGCUAGACCGACAAUUCUGCUCCGUAUUGGCCGAAAAUUGGAUUUUUUAAAAGGCACAAUUCGGAAGACAAAUACAGUUAUGGGAUAUGUGUAAGCACAGACGUGAGACAUGAGAAUCGUAUCUUAUGGAUCAUAUUGGGUUGAUUGAAGUGAAUAAAUAGUUGUGAAGGAACAUAGGGCAUUUAUUGGAGUAGUGGAUUAAGUUUCCAUGGAACAUGGAAGAUAUCACAUGAGCGGUCGGUCAUUCAAUACUGAACUGAUUAAAUUGAUCAAAACUAGCCUUGGCGACUGCUUUAAUUUAUUAGAUAAGUUCUUAUUGAGUGCCCGCGAAUGUAGUAUUCUAUUUACAUGAUGAAAACUUAAUUUAUCAUUUACAUGUUAUACAUAAAUUUAAAUUACGUGUUUAUAUUUGUUCAAACUUCAGACACAUAUGUAGUUAACUGAACAAUAUAUAUAGGUGACUAAGGGUACCGGUAAGGGAUAAUUACCUUUGCGCAAUUAAUUCAGUUACGGCACAAUACUAACUCAGAGCCCACGGUCAUCUGUUCAUUAUUAUCGAAAUAAAUUAUAUAACGUAAAGAUUAUAGUGGUGUUUUGCUGUGGCUGCAAUUAAUAUUCUAUGAGGACUAUCAAUACACUCUUGGUUGCUCAUAUCCAUAUGAACAUCCACGUCGUACUACUAGCAUGUCAUAUUCACACCUUACCCUUCAUUACGUUUGUUCUAAAUUAUUAUAAAAGGCCGAUUCGUUGGGUGGUAUUUAAUUGUUGUCUAUAUCUGAGAACGAUGAAGCUAAUCGGAUUGGAUGACAUAUAUUGCGGACGUAUGCAGUAAAUGACGUUAAUAGUGUAUGUACAUAAGAUUGGCUUAAGUUGCUUAUUGAAUACAACCCAUGAUAUCAAGAAAAAAGCAAUUUUGCUACAAAUUAAGAAUGUGCUGUAUUGAUGAAAUGUAUAUGUUGUGUUUUAAUUAUCAAUUAACUCGAUUCAAAAUAUAUAUCCCGUCAACAUGACGGAACACCUUUAUAUUGUAUACGUUUAUUCUUGGUUGUGUUAAGUUUUGUAUGCACAGGGCGAGUGUUUGUAUAACAUUUGUUUUAGUCAAAUAAAUAGGGCAUUAUAAAGUUUACAUUAUAUAGACAUCUGGAAUUUAAACAGCUUACUGUGUUUACUGUGUGCGAUUGUUCAAUGUGACCAGUGACAAGUUAUUUUUGAUGAACAUGUAUAAACAAUUAUAUUUUGUUAAGGAAACUGACCACCCAUAAAUAGAUAGUUUUUUGAUAGCUCCAUGAACCUUAUAAAUUGAAUAUGACCAAAUACAGUUUUGUUGACGUUUGAAACGUAUUUACCUACUUUUAACUGGUAAGUAAAUAAACAAAAGAAAGAGCAUCAUACAUAAAGUUAUAAUCUAAACAUCAACUCAGUUCGAACGUAAAUGAAACAUUGUGAAUUCUUUGAAUGCCAAAAACCAACAAGAAUUUAUUUGUUAUAUUAUUUUUAUCAAAUUAGUUACAAUUCGUGUUCUGCACGCAACCUUUUUAUUAAAACCAAUAUAAUAUUGGGUAAAUGGGCGUCUAAAAAUUGAUAUAUU